CUCACAGCACUCGCCAUACACUUCAGCUAUCUAGAGUCCUUUCCCUGGUCCAUCGUCAAUCCUAGCAUCCCACAAAAAAACACCAACCAUGGCCGAAGGACACCGCCACCACCUCUUCCACCACAAGAAGGAGGAUGAGCAACCCGUUGAGGCUGCAGUCUACUCCGAGACCGCCUACAGCAGUGAGACCACCUACGGCAGUGGCCCUGAUAGCGCUUAUGCUGAGACCACCGAAGUGACCACCGUCAUGGAGCCUGAGGUCGAUUACAAGAAGGAGGAGAAGCACCACAAGCACCUCGAAGAACUCGGCGGGCUCGGUGCAGCCGCUGCUGGCGCUUAUGCUUUGUAUGAGAAGCAUGAGGCCAAGAAGGACCCAGAGCACGCCCACAGGCACAAGAUAGAGGAGGAAGUGGCCGCCGCUGCUGCUGUCGGGGCUGCCGGGUUCGCCUUCCAUGAGCACCACGAGAAGAAGGAGACCAAGGAAGAAGAUGAAGAGGCUCAUGGCAAGAAGCACCACCAUCUCUUCUAAACCGCGGACGACCUCCGCCUCUCUCU
Molecule: messenger RNA, 555 nt
Organism: Eucalyptus grandis
Lineage: Eukaryota; Viridiplantae; Streptophyta; Magnoliopsida; Myrtales; Myrtaceae
Product: abscisic stress-ripening protein 1
Exons: 2
Coding region: 89-529 (146 amino acids)
Source: RefSeq, a predicted model, not a curated record